Ornithorhynchus anatinus (platypus) is the source of this 1702-nucleotide messenger RNA. RefSeq names its product aminoadipate aminotransferase (gene AADAT). Gene Ontology annotation, molecular function: pyridoxal phosphate binding; L-kynurenine:2-oxoglutarate transaminase activity. The record is from RefSeq and is a predicted model, not a curated record. Bases 309 to 1511 code for a protein of 400 amino acids. Gene Ontology annotation, biological process: biosynthetic process. Lineage: Eukaryota; Metazoa; Chordata; Mammalia; Monotremata; Ornithorhynchidae. The transcript is spliced from 15 exons.
GAGGAGGAGGAGAAGAAGAAGAAGAAGGAGGCCGAGGCCUGCGCCAGCGCCAGCCUCGUCAGGUGGGGGCCGCUGCUAAACCAAGUGGAGAUCCACGUUGGACACAAUAAUGAUAAUAAUCAUUCCCUUUAAUUGAAGAAGGGAAUUCUCUUCUCGUUUAAAACGCGGACAUGAAUUACGCCCGGUUCCUCACAGCAGUAAGCGCGGCAAGAAAUCCGUCGCCGAUACGACUUUUAACCCCACGAAGCCAAUAAGAAACCCCAGAACAUACACUGACACAAAGGCCUCGACUUAAGAAAGCCGAACUGAUGCAGAAAUCUCCACCGUCCCUCAUCUCCCUGGCCGGAGGCGCCCCCAACCCUAACACGUUUCCAUUUAAGACCGCCACCAUCACCGUGGAAGACGGAACGGCCGUCGAGUUCGGGGAAGAUGCGAUGAAGAGAGCCCUCCAGUACUCGGCCUCGUCGGGGGUUCCGGAGCUGUUGUCCUGGCUGAAAAAGUUCCAGACGAAUCUUCAUCAUCCACCCACUGCUCGGUAUGGUCCAGACGAAGGACAGAUGGAGAUCUGUGUCACCACAGGCAGCCAGGAAGGACUUUGCAAAGUGUUCGAGAUGCUUAUUGAUCCCGGCGAUAACAUCCUCCUAGACGCCCCCGCGUACCCUGGAACACUUUCAGCUCUGAGACCGCUGGGCUGUAACAUCAUCAGCGUUCCCAGCGACCAACAGGGAAUCAUUCCGGAUGCCCUCAGAGCGACUCUCUCCAAGUGGAGACCGGAAGAUGCACGGAAAUCCAACGGCAAGAACCCCAAAUUUCUGUACACCGUCCCCAAUGGCGGCAACCCUACUGGAACCUCGUUAACGGCGGAACGGAAAAAGGCAAUAUAUGAGCUGGCGAGAAAAUAUGAUUUUCUGAUAAUAGAAGAUGACCCGUACUAUUUUCUCCAGUUCAGCAAGCCGUGGGCGCCCACGUUUCUUUCCAUGGACGUCGACGGUCGAGUCAUCAGAACCGACUCUUUCUCUAAAAUUCUCUCCUCCGGGUUGAGAAUAGGCUUUAUGACAGGUCCAAAACCCCUAAUCGACAGAGUCGUUCUCCACAUCCAAGUGUCCACAAUGCACACCAGCACGUUCGCCCAGCUUCUAAUAGCCCGGCUUCUGCAGCAGUGGGGAGAAGAGGGCUUCCUGGAACAUGUAGACAGGGUGAUGGCAUUCUAUAGAAAGCAGCGGGAUGCCAUGCUGGCUUCUGCAGACAAGUGGCUAAAAGGUUUGGCAGAGUGGCAUUCUCCUGCAGCCGGGAUGUUCUUGUGGAUUAAAAUUAAAGGUGUGUCUGACACACAACAGCUCAUCAUGGAAAAGGCAUUGAAAAAAGAGGUGCUACUAGUUCCCGGGGGUGCAUUCAACGUCGAUAGUUCAGAUCCUAGUUCCUAUGUCCGCGCUUCCUUCUCUCUCUCCUCUCCGGAGCAGAUGGACUUGGCUUUUCAGAGGCUCGCUGAACUUAUUAAAGAAGCCGUGUGAAGAAACGAAAAUAGAAGAUCGGUCCAAUUUAUGCCUUUUCGGAGAUAUCGGCUUUCGUGCUUUAUAAGGGCGGAGUCAGACUUCACGGCAAUACGGUGUUUAAUCAUGGAUGUUACUCAUCGAAAGGCCCUGAAAGUGAUUGCCAGAUCUUCAAUUAAAACUGCAAUUUUUCAGUCUUUUUGUAUUUUAAA